UUUUCAUGCUGGAGGCAACAGCAGUGGGAGCGCUAGCUCUUCGUACCCGCGCAACCUCUCCACACUGGGAAGUGGCCCGAUUUUUGGGGGGGACGGCCGCGUUUAUUUCGGAGAGUCUGCGUUAAAAAGAAACUCAAGAAGAGAGGCAGCAACCCCGCCGUCUCGGAGGAGAACUUCAGCAGAACAGCGGUGUGCACGCCACGAAAAGCCAAUCCCCCCCUCCCAUCGACGAAAAAGGUUUCCGAAAACGCCGUCGGCGCUGGAGAUACCACUCCAUGUUUUGCGCGCUGCCUCUGGAUCGGUGAAUAUUCCGUGUGUGCUGGUGCGCGUUCGUUGAGUGCCAUCCGCCGAUGUGAUUCCUGUUCCAACGUGAAAUCGCAUCCAUCCCCGUGCGUUUGCGAAGACGCUGACAGCGACUCGGAGACGGUGGUGACGUGCCGAAGUUUUUUUGGUCGUGUGUGUGUGUGUGUGUGUUUGUGACGAAGGUGAUUCCCCACCCCCGUAAGAGAUCGUCAACACCGGCACGGAGCUUUUUCGCCGGAUCGGUAGGAAUCGUUAGCAUGACCACCGAGGCCUCCGCUACGGGCAACCUGACCUAAGCAUCUCAUGUUUCCCGCGUGCCGUACGAAUGCUUCUCGUGUCGCGCACGACUAGACCACCACGAAUCGACGUACGCCUGUGGCAGAUAUGCGGGUGGCGGCGGGCACCUAGUUGCUGCGAGGCGCCUUUUCCCGUCGCGACUUCAGCCGGCACCUGCCGACAGCGAUGAAUACCUCGCUCAAGUCGUCGACCACGGAGUGUCGCAAGUUCGCGCCCAACAUAUUCAACAAGUCCAAGUGUCAAAACUGCUUCCGCACCAAGGAUGCCCACUCGGCCGAAGCGCUCGAAAGUAACAGGGCCACCCGGAAGGUGUCGACCUGUGGCUACCUGUUUGUGGCCCCCGACUGGGACUUCUCGCAGGCGGUCAACCGGACGAGGAGGUGGCAGAGGCGCUGGUUCGUCCUCUACGACGAUGGAGAACUGACUUACUCGGUGGAUGAGCAUCCCAACACAAUCCCGCAGGCGGUGAUUGACAUGACCAAGGUAGUGGCUGUGGCUCAUGCCGAGGAACUCACCGGGAACCAGUUUUCCAUCGCCAUCACUACCCCGGAAAAGGUCCACUUUGUCAAGGGCACGGGCCGCGAUGACAGCAAGUGGUGGUUUGACGUGCUGUCCCAGUUUCCGAGCAACAUGGUGCGCAGCAAGAACAAGCACAAUGCCUGCAACCUGGCACUCACCAAGUCGGCUCCAUCUGUCAACAUCCUGUCGUGUCAGAAGCAGUAUGAAGAUCAUGGACUUGGGAACAGGGAGAACUACCGCAAUGGAAGCGUAGACGUGCAGCCUGCUCAGCAGCCACUGGAGAUUCGGAGCAACGGAACGACGAACACAGUCUCAACAAACAACCGCGAGGCGCAUGUUCCUCACAAUGGAGUGCCACUCUGCAGGCUUGACAGUGGCGGCAGCAACAGUAGCAGCAGCGUGGCUGCCUACACCGAUGCGGACGCACUCGCCAAGAGCCGUAGUCGUCGCUACCUCAAGCGGGAGAGCCGGGGGCUCAAGAGCCAGCGGAGCCGCUCGGACGGCGUGGCCAAGAUGGUGCCAGCGUCCCGUGCUUCAGAGCUGUUGCCGGCGGAGUGGGCUGGAGAGCGGGACCACCCGCGAAGCGGGUCCAGUGGCAGCCCGCCUCCGUGUCCUUUCCUACACAACCCUGUCUACCUUCUUCUGGCAGAGCCACAUGCCAAGACCACCUCUGGCACCAAAGAGACCAAGACUAGUGUGCCGACGGCCCAGCAGCUUCUGUUGAGCCGGUGGCAGAAUGACGCCAAGGGACCCAACCUCCUCCACCAAGAAAACCACCGGUCGUGGCGGACACACGAGAGCUCGCGGCGGGACGGCGGGGACGGGGGCUGCGCCGUGCCCCACUCGCCUCCUUGUCGGGACCUGCCGCAGUGGAACGUCAUGCUUCCCGGCAGUGGGACUUCUCACGAAAAGCACGCGUCGAGAGGUGUUCCCGACGGCUGCGGUCAGGGAAGCGGCACAUUGGAUGCAUCGGCGUGCGACGGUGGGAUCGGCCAGCUCAUGGGCGACAGUUUGCCGGAGGAUCUGUUUGUCAAAAAAGGCUGGCUGAUGCGGCUCGGCCCGGAUGGGGAGUGGUCGAAGCACUGGUUCGUUCUUCGGAACACCUCUCUGACGCACUUCAACGACCCCUCUGCGGAGGACUCUGGCGAACCCAGCGCCACCCUUGACCUGUGCAUGGUGCACGAGGUCAGGGAGGUCGAUCUGGAUCGCAACUACGCCUUUGUCAUUACGCUGUGGGAAGCGGAUGAGGUCAUCCUUUGUGCCGUGACUGCUGGCAUUCGCACGAACUGGGUGCAAGCCAUUCGUCAGGCCGUGAGAAACCGAAGCAGCAUGACAAUCAUCUCGAAAGACGUACCACCACCUGGUUUGGGGACGUCUACUGUGGCAACACCGACGGUGCCGCAGGUGGUGUCUUCGCCAGCGCCACCCACGCUCGCAGCCUUGGAAGGGAGGCCUCCCCACGAGACGUCGUCGAGCGACGACCACUCAGAGUAUUUCUCCAUCGUCGACGAGGAUGAAGAGGACGUCGUGGAGGAUCCAUCGCGGACGCUUCCACCAUCUCCACCACUCAACCGCACAGCGAUAUCGAGGGUGAAAGAGCGAGCCCGGUCCCGGUCCAACUCGCGGUCUCGGCAGAGUCGGCGGCUCCGGUCGCCGCAGUCGACUCAGGGAGGCGAGCCAGCCGGUACUGGUUUAUUGCAGGAACCGGAAGAGACGGCUCACAGUGACCGUUCGAGCAGCUGGGACCCCACUUUGGGCAUGGACGUUGUGGAUUCGAAGCCUCCCCUCGACACGAGUCGUUCCACAACGCCGUCAAAGACUGAUGCAACUACCUCCACAAGCGUUACUCUGACGGACGCAACGCCAGCCUCUGCACGAAGGCCUCCUGUAGCACGAAAUUCUCGCCGGUCAUCAUCAUUGCGGGAGCUGCGGACGAAAAAGUUGGAGUCCCGGUGUUCCGAACUGGAAGACCAGCUGAGGGCACGUGACCGUGAACUUGGACAGCUGAGGAGUGCCCCACAUGGUGCGUCGAGCUUUCUUCUGAGAGGCUUGCCAAAUGAUGAAGUGCUGACGCGCUCUCUGGAAAACCUAGAGACAUUCUUGACCUCCAGCAUCGGGAAAUUGAGCCGGCUAAAAGAGCAGCUGCGGAAGAGUGCGGAAGAAGGGGCGACUGGAGGCGAGAGCCUGAGAAACAUCUGGGGAGAGCUGGAAAGCCUCAUUUCCGAGAACAGCCGACGGGUCGAAGCAACGACACGGGCUCUGCGAAACUCGGCUACCCUGGAAGUGGAGGGGAAGUUAGCACGUGCUGCAGAGGAGGCGUGGGUGCUUCGACGCGAGCUGAAAAGAUCGCAGGAUGCCUUUGACGACCUCGAGCUUCGAUGCCUCGCGCUCAAGCGGGACGCCAAGAACACCGAGGAGCUACACGCUUCACAGCUGGCACUGAUGACGGCUCGCAUUGAUGACCUCACAGCAAAGCUCGCCUUGUCGGAGAAAGCACAGCGCCAGCUGCGACAGCGACUGGCACGUGCAGACUCCAAACAAGAGAAGCGACGACUCUCACUGAAGGGCAAGGAAGCCGCUGCAGCAGCUGCAGCGGCCGCUGCGAGUCCUUCAAAGGAGCUGGAGGUGAAGCUGACCCAUUUGGAACACAAGCUCGCACUUCUGGAAGAAGCUUUCCAGGGUCCCGUCAACGAGGCUGCGUCCGACGCCUCUGCUCCGGAUGACCUCAAUGCCAACACGCCCACAGGACGGAGGUCAUCCCUGGACAGCCUCUCUGGUGACCAACAGAGCCUGCUGCUCCGUGUUCAGCUUAUGGAUCAGAGACUUCAGUCGGCCCUGGACCAGCCGAAGCCCCUGGCACGACCUAGGAUAUGCCUCCAGACGGAAGCUCUUGAUGGAGGUGGGGCCGGUGAUGGAUGGAGUAGCUUGUCUCUGGCAACGAGCGUGACAGAUCUGCGGCUUCCCGAACACGGCGGCGAGUCACCGCCGGCAAGCUACCGGGAAUGUCUAGAUUCAUUAGAUGCGAGGCUUGAUUCACUCUUGGAAUGGUUACACGAGGCUCUCACCUCGCUCCGCGAGUCAGGCGUGAUGGGUUCCUUUCCCAAGCAUCUCGUAGACCGCAUAGGUGCUAGAGACGCAAUGUCAGAAGAUGGCAACAAAGACCGCUUGGCGAGGAACCUGUUACUGUUGAAAGACGUCGGCUCAAAGCUUACAGCGGCGGCAGGUUUUCAGAUUCACUUCUUUGGUAACUUGGCCACGCACCUCAGAGAGACGUCCCUCAUCCUCUUCUCCCUCGAGGAGAGGUUCGAUCAAGUGGCGUGCUCGCAUGACUUCAGGCUAGUCACUUCCGGAAGUAAUAAGUCUUGGGACCCAUUGGGAGAGGCCACGGGUCAGUGCCAGCUCACGGAACUAGAAAGCUCGCACUCGGGCAGCGAGGCUGUCACAACUGAGGUCGAGGAGCUUGCAUCACGCCUCAAGUCACUGGGCAGCGCGGCGGAGCGCUUCAACAAGAGCCGCCGAGUCCUGGUUGUCCAGAGGCUCUCCGAGUGCCUGGAUAUCCAUCCGACGUCUGACUUGGAGCCAGACGCACUCCAGAACGUGGCGGAGCAAGAGGCCGUCCUGGGUGCAGUCAUGGAGGCGCUGUCGGCAGCAAGGGCUCAUGUCAGUGACACCCUCUGCCAGAGCCUCUGCUCGUACUCGGGGACUGUUUCGGUGUCAUCAGCAGACGCAGUGUCAUUACUGCGGCAGCUUGAGGGCGCUGUCAGGCAAGAAUUUCUGAAGGUGCGCGGAGAACUGCGAGCUUCAUGCCUGGCUGAGCUGGAGAGUUACUGCUCCGCGAACCUUCCGCGCGAUGUCUUGGACAAAGAGCUGGUUCCUGUGGUACGCGACCUUGCCACUGCCAACUGUGUUUCAGCCGUCCUGAGAGCAUACGUGUCUCACGUCGAAGAGGUGGUUCGGCAGUGUGCGAGGGCACUGUGCCGUGACGAGCAGGCAGCAGCAGCACCUUUGCCAUCCGCAGAUGACGCAGAAACAGAGAAGACAGUGCAGGAGCUGUGCGACAGGGCUGCUGCCACGGCAGAAGGUGCGCCACAUCUGCUGCGCAGCUGGCUGACACGGUGCCUCACCGAAGACGACUCGCACGAAGACGAACUGAGUGCAGGUGUGGCCUGUGUCAACUCAACAGCGGAUGUUGCGGACGCGCUGGAGCGGCUCAGUGUGAGACUGCACGAAGAACGGGAGGGUCACCGGCAGCGAGUGCUUGCACUUCAAGACCGCCUGGACGCUACACAGCGGGACUGUGAACGGCUCCUAAAGUCCGGUUGCGCCACCUGCCGAGGCCUGAGAGAGCAGACGAAGGCAUUGGCGCAGCGGGCAACUGAGCUGGAACGCGUGGCUCGGGACGGAACCCUGUGUGAGCGCUGCCCGGCACAGCAGGAGCAGCUCCGGCGCCUCGCCACGGAGCACUCCCGUGAGCUUGCCGAGCACGAGGCGUCUGCACGAGAGGAGCUUGAGGGCCACAUUCGCUGCCAGGAAGCCAACCACCAACGAGAAGUGCAGCGGCUAGAGGCAGAGCUGAAGGCGGCGAAGAACCAGCUACAGCGUCUUCAGGAGGAGCAGGAGGAGCGAAUCGGCAGCCUACGGGAACUGUACCAGCAGAAGCUGUCCCAGGGGUUGGAGGUCGUGGACGCCGAGGCCGUGCGGCAGCGCUGUCGGCCAGAGAUGGAACAGCUCAAGCGCCUUUGUGAGAAAGGUUUGGCGGCACUGGAGGCCUCGCACGGCCGGCUCGUGGCCCAGCUCCAGGAGCGGCACCAGGCCGAGAUCGAGCGUCUGCGUGCCGAGCGAGACCGCGCGCUGGCCGAGGAGACCAAGGCGACUCUGGCCGCUCUCAACGCAAUGCAGAGAGCUCAUCAAGAGGAGCUACACCGGGAGAUCUCCAACUUCAAGGAGGACUACGCGCAGCAGAUGCGCCACGGACGGGACGCGGAAUGCCUCCAGAGGGAGCACCAGGAAGAGCGCGAGCACAUCAAGCAAGAGAUCCUGUCCCUGUCCGAGAAGUAUUCGCUCAAGUGCCUUGAGAAGGCGUCGCUCGAGGAGCGGCUGCAGCGAGCCGGACAGCAGCUGCAGGAGGCCAACUACCAGGUGCUGGACUUGCUGGCCAGGAACAAGCAGUUGGCAUCGCACUUGGGCCUCCAGAUCCUCCAGCGAGAGCAGGCGGUCACUUCGGACAACUCGGCCGAGGCGCUCGAGAAGUUGCUGCAGCUGCGGGACAGCCAGCUCGUGCAGCAACGCGAGGAAAAUGCACAGAUUUUGCACUCCCUGCAGCUCGCCAAGACGAAGAUAAACCAGCUGAACAGCCAGUGCCAGCAGCUGAGCAGCAGCCUGCGAGCGGAGCGCAGCGCCCACCAGGCUGAGGCACAGCGCCUGCAGUCCCGCCUCGAUGGUCUGGUUGCCCCUUCCGAUGACGGUGCGGCAUCGCAGUCAGCGUUGCAGCAGUGUCGGCCCGUGCCGGAGCGCCGUUCCUCCCUGGUGAUUCGUAAGCAGGCCCAGGCUCCGUUGGCCAAAGGUGACUCCCACAAGGGUUUCGGCCGUCCCGACGCGACGACCGGCACGCACAGCAGCUGAAGUGCUGCUACUGAGAAUGGAAUUACGGCCAAUAGCUGUCCAUUGUUUGCCUUCUACUUCCCUCUGUCUCUGCUGGUCAGAGAACAAAAGAAAAAAGUGACUGUACACAGCCCGACUUACACCUCACACACAGCCGUCAGCAAUAUGCCCAACCUCGAUGUUGUUCUGUAGUCCCCUCCCUGCGCUUGACGAUGUGCUGACACAAAUUCGCGCCACGAACUUAUCGACCGCGACAUAAGCGACCCUGGUGCAAAAUCCGGGUAUUUAGUUCUUUUCUUGAUAUGGGAUGUUUUUUUUUUACUUCGUUUCUCGUCAUUAUCGCCUAAGUGUUUCUCGUUUCCUCUGUCGUUUACACAGUCUCGUCUGCGUUUUGAAACGCGUGCGCCACCCGCUGCCGAUUCACAUGGGCAGUUCUCUAAUGAACUUCGGUCUCCAGAACUUGUGACCGGUCGAUGACUGUCAGUUGUGUUCAUGACGGUGCUCUUUUAGUUAGUCUUCUUUUAUUGAAAAUGCGCGGUGUUGAGAAACUUGCCGUGCCACCUUGCAGCUACAUUAGCAACUAACCAGGUAAUGCAGAACACGCGUUUAAGAUGGCACCUUGACUAUCUCAACUGACAAAGUGCCUCGUUUUUUUGUACAAACCAGGCAUCACAAGGCCAGGCUGCUUCAUGUCUCUUUUGCUUUUUGUUUUUUUAAAGAAACAGCUUAUUUUAUGCCUUUUUGGAGCAGCUAAAAGGAAACUCAAAAGAAAUAUAUACACUACUGAAAACACACCUACUCCACUGUAGAUGCAAAGCCUUGUUUCCUUUUCUUUCCUUUAACCCUUGGCAUUCAGGCACGUUACAAAGGGUUAGCUGGCAACAAAGCAUAUAUGUCUACACACACAACCCAACACAAAGGAUAGGUAGAAAGAAAAAGAGUUAUAGAGAGAGUUUUAUAUAUUAUAAAUAUAUUUUUACAGAUGUUCCUUGUUAACAGAGCCAGUGACGGGGAGGAGUGAAAGGACGCGGAUUGUGUGUACAUAACAAUGAAGAACGCGACAUCGUCGUCGCCCCGAAAAUGAAUCGCGGGAGGAAUAACGCCGAACUGUCGAUGCGAGCGCGUGUUUUUUUGCGAAGGUCUGCUCACCCGAGACGAGGGCGCGUCCGCUUCGUAGUCCGCCGACUCUCGGUCAAGGGCGCGCCCCCAGGGUCUGGAUGCAUUGUUUCGCCGUCCAUAUAAGUUAGUAUAGCGUAAUAGUGAGCCUUAACAUUUUUUUUUUAUUUUCAUAGAACGCGCGCGGUAGUCGUUUUCCGUUGCUACCAACACCGCUGCUAGAUGGCGCUUUUCCGUCCGGGCAGCCGUACCGAGGCGCUUCAUCGCCGAAACACCCGCGGCGCGCGCCGUAUCUACUCAGGUCUCCUUCGGAAAAAAGUUUGAAGAAAUAAAGGUAAUGAAAUACGCCUCGGUGGCUGCCUCAGGUUUUUUAUGUGGUCUUUUUUUUUUGUAGAUGUGCAAUACUAAACAAGUCUUUUGUUUCUCGUGAAAUACAAUAAAGAAGAUAUAAAUGUGUCUGCAUCC
This is a messenger RNA of Rhipicephalus microplus (southern cattle tick), 8301 nucleotides long. RefSeq names its product myosin phosphatase Rho interacting protein outspread (gene osp). Gene Ontology annotation, molecular function: actin filament binding. Gene Ontology annotation, cellular component: actin cytoskeleton. The record is from RefSeq and is a predicted model, not a curated record. NCBI's taxonomy places the organism in Eukaryota, Metazoa, Arthropoda, Arachnida, Ixodida, Ixodidae.